Vidua chalybeata is the source of this 1326-nucleotide messenger RNA. Its product is annotated as DNA-directed RNA polymerase II subunit RPB1-like. The transcript has 2 exons. NCBI's taxonomy places the organism in Eukaryota, Metazoa, Chordata, Aves, Passeriformes, Viduidae. Bases 127 to 1260 code for a protein of 377 amino acids. The record is from RefSeq and is a predicted model, not a curated record.
GACCAGUUGAAACCAGUAUGGACCAGUAUGGACCAGUAGGAACCAGUAUGGACCAGUACGGACCAGUUAGAACCAGUACAGGCCAGUUAGAACCAGUAGAAACCAGUACAGACCUGUGACCUCCCAAUGACCUCCCAGUCCCUCCCAGUUCAUCCCAGUAACCUCCCAGACCCCUCCCAGUGCUCCCAGUUCAAACCAGUGUCCCCAGUUCCCUCCCAGUCCCUCCCAGUGCCCCCAGUUCACCCUCCCAGUACGAACCAGUUCACCCUGUCCAUUGCCUCCCACUCACCCCAGUCCCUCCCAGUCCCUCCCAGUUCAAACCAGUUCACUCCCAGUGUCCCCAGUUCACCUCUGGCUCCAUCCCAGUAUGGCCCAGUGUCCUCCCAGUGCUCCCAGUUCAAUUCCACUUCCCUCCCAGUGCUCCCAGUUUGUUCCCAGUGCUCCCAGUGUCCUCCCAGUGCUCCCAGUUCACUCCCAGUUCACUCCCAGUGUCCUCCCAGUGCUCCCAGUUCACCUCUGGCUCCAUCCCAGUAUGGCCCAGUGUCCUCCCAGUGCUCCCAGUUUGUUCCCAGUGCUCCCAGUGUCCUCCCAGUGCUCCCAGUUCACUCCCAGUUCACUCCCAGUGUCCCCCCAGUGCUCCCAUUUGUUCCCAGUGCUCCCAGUUCACUCCCAGUGUCCUCCCAGUGCUCCCAGUUUGUUCCCAGUGCUCCCAGUUCACUCCCAGUGUCCUCCCAGUGCUCCCAGUUCACCUCUGGCUCCAUCCCAGUAUGGCCCAGUGUCCUCCCAGUCCCUCCCAGUUCACCCCAGUUCAAUUCCACUUCCCUCCCAGUGCUCCCAGUUCAUUCCCAGUUUGUUCCCACUUCCCUCCCAGUGCCCUCCAGUCUCUCCCAGUACAAACCAGCAGCUCCCAGUGCCCCCCCCCCAGUUUGCUCCCAGUUUGUUCCCAGUGCUCCCAGUCCAAACCAGUCCACACCAGUACACACCAGUGGCCGGCAGCAGCCCCCCAGUGCCCCCCAGUACAAACCAGUCCCUCCCAGUGCCCCCCAGUUUGCUCCCAGUGCCUCCCAGUUCAAACUAGUACAAACCAGUACACACCAGUAUAAACCAGUACACACCAGUGGCCAGCAGCAGCAGCCUCCCAGUGCCCCCAGCCCAAACCAGUAUAAACCAGUACAAACCAGCAGCUCCCAGUGCCCCCCCAGUUCGCUCCCAGUGGCCUCCCAGUGCCCCCCCAGCCCAAACCAGUACAAACCAGUAUAAACCAGUACAAACCAGUGGCCAGCAGCAGCAGCGGCAGCAGCCGCUCCAUCGGGAGGAGGAGGAGGG